Molecule: messenger RNA, 6216 nt
Organism: Rubroshorea leprosula
Lineage: Eukaryota; Viridiplantae; Streptophyta; Magnoliopsida; Malvales; Dipterocarpaceae
Source: the annotation of a GenBank genome assembly
ACCGAUCGAUUCAACUCUAAAGACUCUUUUGCGUUAUUAUUCUGUAGAUCUUGUUUUCUUGUUCCAACAUUGAACAUUCCACAGGAAAUCAAAAGCCAAAAGGUUUUGAAACUGGUUAGGAUGGAAUCAAUCGAAGAAGAGCAUCCACUCAACUAAAAUCAAAGCAGAAUCCAAGACUACCAUCGUCUGCACUCUCCCUUUUCCACCAUCCAAACUCAUCACUCUUCUUUUCUAUCUUUAAUUAUGUGUGUUGGAUGAUGACCAAGAAAGCACCCAAUGCUCAGUAAUCUAGUAUUUUCUGGUGGAAUAAACAAACAAAAAGUGAUCACCUAACUUCUUCUUUUUCAUUUCUCUCCCUUUUCUACGAAAACAAGAGCUCCCUAGACCCAUCCAUUGAUUGCUCUGCCAUGAUUCUUGGUUUCUUGUUCCAAGGCUCCUCCUUUGCAAGCUAGCUCUCAAUAUUGAUCAUUCCAGAGGAAAUCCAAAGCCAAAGUCUUUCUGGUACUGAAACCGGGUGGAAUAAACCAAAGCAAAGAAGACCCAUCACUUAAAUCAAAACUCAAUCUAAGAUCCAUUUCUUCAUUUUCCCUCUUCCACUCCAUAUUCAUCAAAAGAACACUAUUUGUUCCAUCAAAGUCCAACAAUGGAAGUUGGGGCCGCUCUUUUAUCGGUAACGUUCGAGUUGUUGCUCUCGAAGUUGAAUUCUGCUGUAAGUGAAUGGGUGAAGUUACCAAAGAAAGUUCGUUCCGAGAUGCAGAACUGGAGUAGUCUUUUGCCAAAAAUCCGUGCUUUACUUGAAGAUGCCGAAGAGAAGCAAGAAACGGACCGCCAGGUGAAGUUAUGGCUUGCUGAUUUCAGGGAUUUGGCAUAUGAUAUGGAGGACAUGCUUGAAGAGGUCGAGAUUGAUGCCAAGAGAUCUGAGGUGAUUGCAAAAGCCAAAGCCAGCACCAGUAAGCCACAGAAACUGAUCUGUCCGAAAUUGUUUAAUAAGGUUCCAAGAUUCAUGACUGAUCGAGAUCAAGAGAUGGCUUCCAGGGUAAAGGAUAUAACUGAUAGAUUGCAAAACAUUGAGGCCAACAUAAGUAAGUUGGGCCUGAUCAAUUCGACUAUGAGAAUUGGAGAUAAGUUUCGCAAAGUAGCUACAGAAAGAUUGUCUACUACUCCUUCACCUGAACUUCAUGUCUAUGGUAGGGAAAAUGAAAAAGAGGCUAUUCUUAAGAUGUUGCUCACUGAUGAAAGCAAAGAUGAGCCAUACUCUGUUAUUCCCAUUGUUGGAAUGGGCGGAUUGGGCAAAACCACUCUUGCUCGACUUGUUUAUAGUGAUGAAAAAUUGAAGGGCAUGUUUGGAUUAAAGGCAUGGGUUUGUAUAUCUGAGGAAUUUGAUGUUUCUCGAAUAACAAGAUCCAUUUUGGAGCAAGUAACUGGGCAAAAGUGUGAUUUAGAAAAUCUUUCUUCACUUCAAGACAGAUUGAAAGAGAAGUUCUCUGGUCAAAAGUUUUUACUUGUACUAGAUGACAUUUGGAAUAAAAAGUAUGACUUGUGGGAUAAGUUGCAGAGGCCUUUCUUGUCAGGAGCAUUGGGAAGCAAAAUAAUCAUCACAACUCGAGAUGAGAAUAUUGGGAAGAUGAUGAAGGGAAAUGAUGAAGUUUACAAUUUAGCAUUGCUAGAGAAUGAUGCAUGUUUAUCAUUAUUUGCUCGUCAUGCACUGGGAGUAGAGAAUUUUGAUGCCUACCCAAAUCUCAAAGGAGUGGGUGAGAAAAUUGUUGAAAAGUGCAAAAGAUUGCCAUUGGCUAUAAAAACCCUUAGCGGUCUCUUGCGUGGUAAGCCACAUCUUCACGAGUGGGAAUACAUAUUAAAUAGUAAGAUAUGGGAUUUACCAGAAGACAGUAGUGACAUUCUUCCAGCUCUGAGAUUGAGCUAUAAUCACCUUCCUUCUCAUUUAAAGAGAUGCUUUGGCUAUUGCUCUAUAUUUCCUAAAGAUUAUGAAUUUGAUGAGGGUGAGUUGGUUUUGCUAUGGAUGGCCGAAGGACUUUUGCAACAACAACCACAGAUAAUGAAGCAAACAAAAGACCUUGGGCAUCGGCACUUUCAUGAUCUAUUGUCGAGAGCUUUUUUUCAACGAUCCAGUGGAGAUGAGUCAUUGUUUGUGAUGCAUGACCUCAUGGUUGAUUUAGCCCUGCAUGUUGCUGGAGAUACAUGUUGCACCCUUGAAUUAGAUGGAAAAAUAUCAAAUGUGAGCAUUCAAAAAGCCCGUCAUUUGUCAUUAUUUCCUUGUACAUAUAUGGUGUCAAAAAGAUUUGAAUUCUUGGAGAAUAAAAAGAAUUUACAUACAUUCCUGCAGCUGAGGAGUUCUUACUCAUGGUAUAGGCGUUGUUACUUAUCCAACACACUCUUGCAAGAUUUGAUGAAAAAUCUAAAAUGUUUAAGGGUGUUGUCUCUUCCGGGGUAUCAGAUAACGAAGCUCUCUGAUCAGAUUGGAGACUUGAAGCAUCUACGAUUCAUUAAUUUGUCUGGUACAGAGAUUGAAAGUCUUCCUGAGUCAGUGGGUUGUCUUCUUUAUUUACAGACAUUGUUGUUAAGGAACUGUCGAAGGGUUUCCAAGUUACCUACAACUAUUGGAAAUCUACUUGAUCUCCAACAUCUUGAUAUAGCUGAGACAUCAUCUCUAAAAGAGAUUCCAUCAGAAAUCAGCAAGUUGACAAAUCUUGUGACAUUGUCAAAAUUUAUUGUUGAAAAUGCUAAAGGACCAAGACUACAGGACUUGAAGAAGUUGUCAUGUCUUCGAGGCCAGCUUUCCAUUUUGGAUUUACAAAAUGUUUUAGAUGCUAAUGACGCAAAGGAGGCUAAUAUGUCUGAGAUUCAGGGAUUGGAUGACUUAUCCUUGGAAUGGUGUUCUGAUAACCAUGAUGGGCGAAAUCAAAGCAUUGAAAUGCAUGUCCUCAGAUGGUUAAAACCUCAUCAAGGUUUGAAACGAUUGAGAAUCAAUUGUUUUGGCGGGUUGGAAUUCCCAUCUUGGAUAGGUGAUCCAUCAUUUUCCAACUUAGAGUACUUGGAGCUAUGCAAUUGUAAAAGCACUUCAUUACUAUCACUUGGGCAACUACCCCAGCUCAAAGAAUUGAUCAUCACAGGCAUGGAUGCAUUAAAAAAUAUGACGCUUGAGUUUGACGAAGACAAUUCUUCUUCAACUUUUCCGGCAUUGGAUUUACAAGACUACCCUGAGCUGGUCGGAAAAUUACCGAAAUGCAUUCCUUCUCUUAAAAAGUUGAAGAUUUCCAGAUGUCCAGAAUUGAGGUACUCCCCACUUAGUCUUCCAUCACUUGAAGAAUUGCAUAUGGAAGAAUGUAGUGAGGUAGUAUUGAGGAGUAUGGUCAAUCUCACCUCCCUCAAAACAUUGAGUAUAAAAAAAAUUUCUAAACUGACUUGCCUACCCAAGAGUUUUGUCAAGUCCAUGAUAGCUCUCAAGGAUAUAGAGAUUGUGUCUUGCACUGAACUUACUUGUUUGUGGGAAGAGGGAGUCAAUAUCCUAAACCUUGCCUGUGUUGAGAAAAUAAGAGUCAAGGAGUGUGAAGCGCUAGAUUUCUUGCCUGGUGAGAUAAUGAUGUUGCUGCGACUUGAAGAAUUAUCUAUUAGGAGAUGUCCUACUCUUCGAAUGUUUCCAAGAGGCAAGUCACCCACCACGCUUAAAGUCUUGAAAAUUUGGGAAUGUGAAAUGCUAGAGUCUCUACCAGAAGGAAUAUUGAUGAAUAAUGGUCAUGCAUAUCAAUCGUCGCAACUUGAAGAAUUAGAGAUUGCCAACUGUCCUUGUCUGAAUUCUUUUCCUAGUGGUCAGUUACCCAAUUCUUUUAAAAGGCUUUAUAUCAAUAAUUGCAAGCAACUAGAGUCUCCGCCUCAAAGGAUGCUGCAGUAUUGUACGGAACUUAAAGAGAUAAGUAUUUAUAGGGGUGAUAUGAAAAGUUUUUGUUUUGAGGACAUGCGCGGGCCCACUUCUUUAUCGAUAGGCAAUUGUGAUGGUUUGGAGUCGUUUUCCCUGUCCAUCUCCAAUCUUAUAGAGUUACGCAUAUCAAAUUGCAGGAAUCUCAAGUCUUUGCCUAAAAAGAUGCACGACCUCACGUCUCUCAAUACAUUAUAUAUAAGCAAUUGUCCAGGGAUCAAGUGCAUUUUAGACAAUGGGUUGCCUCCGAACUUAACACAGCUUGAAAUUUAUGGGUGUGUAGGAAUCGAGUCCAUUCCAGGCGGUGGUUUGUUUCCAAACCUAACAGAUCUUGUAAUUGUCGACUGUUCAAGGAUUGAGUCCAUUCCAGACCGUGGUUUUCCCCCAAACCUUAGAAGUCUUACAAUUGAUUGCAAGAAUCUAAAGAAGCCGAUGCAGGAAUGGGGCCUUAGCAGCCUCACCUCUCUUCUAUCCUUGGAGAUUUAUUGGAUAUGUCCUGAUCCUGAUGUGCUUCCCACUUCUCUAAUCAGUCUUGUGGUAGGUAAGGUUGAAAAUAUGAAAUCCAUAGCUAGAGGGCUCCUUCAAAACCUCAACUCUCUUCAAGAUUUAACAAUUGUGGAUUGCCCAAAGCUGCAUUCGUUGCCAAAGGAAGGCCUGCCUCCCUUGCUUGAACAACUCUGGAUUGGAAACUGCCCGUUGCUAAAACGACGAUGCUUGGAGGAGAAAGGAGACUAUUGGCCCCUCAUAGCUCGCAUCCCCUGCAUUGAAGUUUGGGAUGAUGAAAACCACACAAGUUCAGAGACAAAACAAAAACUUUGUUUAUGGUAAUACUUAAAAAAUACUCCAUCAUAAUCAUUCACAGUUUUUUUUUUUUUCUGUAUGUUCUGAGAUAUGAUUAAUUUUUGGAAGUUGGAAUCCUUUUCCUAGCUUCAAGUACCUUGUUUCUUUUUUCUUUCUUUCUAUUCUAAAUAAAUUGGAGGCAAAAGGCAAGACAUUCUAAGGGGAUUUUUCUACAAUCUAGAAUAGGAAAAAGUUAUAAUCUGUGGAGAUAUUGCUAAGCUUGUAGCAGAGUUGUACUUGAAAUGCAAAUAACAAAAUCAAUACAAAUCAGUCUUAUAGACACAUUGUAUGAUUUCUCUCUUUACAUUUUUGGGAACUUGUUUUUUGUUGUUUAGGCUAAGAAUCUAUAUGAAAAUAUUGACAUCUUACAAGCUUGUAAUCUUAUUCUUUCUGGCUCAGAGCAUGCUCUUCUGCAAAAGUUUCUUCUUGCUGGAAGGAAGACUUAUUGUGCAUUUCAAAAUUGCAAGUUUCUUUCGGCGAGGCUGAGUUAGUUAAAAAAUGAAAUUGGAAGGGCAUAUAGAACAGCACAUUCGAAUGGGAUUUUUCUUGAAACUGGAAGUGGAAAGGUUAUAGUCUGUGGUGAUAUUGCCAAGCUUGUAACUAGAUUGUGCUUCAAAUGCAAAUAACAAAAACAAUACAGUUUAGUCCUCUAGAUACCUUCUCAAGCAUGCCCUUCUGCAAGAGUUUCUAAUUUGAAUUGCAAGUGUUUAUCAACUUGGCUGAGUCAAGAAAAAGAGUAUCUGAGGGGUACCUUUUGUUAAGAAGCUUGAGCCUCCUUCAAAUGAAAAAAGUUUGAUUGCUGCAGAUUAGAAAGUUGCUGUCCCAGGCUCCCAACAUUUUGAGAUUUGACCAGCGUGUCCUCUGUAGUAAAUUUUCCUCUUGGAGAGAGUAACUCAAUUUUCUCCUACAUUCGCUUGUGACCUUAUGACCUCUGCUUUUAUGCUUUGGAAGAGACAAAGAUUAGUUGAUCUGCCAUUUCAUUUUUGUAUUCUGAGUUUGGUAGUCGCACAAAUUGUAUUUAAGUUCACAAGAUUGAUUUCUCACUUAACAAUAAGGGAGCACAACAUUGAGCAAGAAAGCUCACUUGUGUCCCAUCAGAAUCAUUUAUUUUAGUAGGAACUUGAAGAUUUUGGCAUUUUAAAGCAGUAUUUAAUUGGAAUUUGAGCUUGAUGAUCAUGAUGAUAACUUUAUUUUGUUCUGUCUAUGCUUAUCAUUAUGCUGUUUUUAUUGUUUUAAUGCAUAUUUUAAAAGUAGAAAGACUAGCAGCUGCAUGAUCAACAACAAAUGCCAAAGAAUGGAUUGGUGUAUUGCGUUAUGGCAGCAAAAUCUGCAAAAUCAUACUAGACCCACAUGACCUUUGAUGAAGAAUGAGAACAUAUUCCAUUUCUAGAGAUUGGACUUUUGGAAAUUUGAUUAUGAAAUGUUAAUAUAUAUAUUUUUGCUUU